Molecule: messenger RNA, 3189 nt
Organism: Sphaerodactylus townsendi
Lineage: Eukaryota; Metazoa; Chordata; Lepidosauria; Squamata; Sphaerodactylidae
Gene: TMEM182
Product: transmembrane protein 182
Exons: 5
Coding region: 220-915 (231 amino acids)
Cellular component (GO): membrane
Source: RefSeq, a predicted model, not a curated record
UCCAUCUGUUGGGUUUCAAGCACUUUAAUGGAACACAAAUCAAACUGCAGCAAGGGUGGAAAAUCCCAUCAAAGAAGAUUAAAAAAAAUCUUCAGAGACUUUCUUCAACAGGACUUCCGGUCUUGUGAUUUAAUCCUCUUUUAACUUUUUCUAAGUAGGAUUAUUUUGUAGAUAUCUAAUUGUAAAUAGAUCUCAAUUUUCUUUAAAAAAAAGUGCACAAUGAAAUUGAGUGUUGCAAUCUUUUUUGGAGGCUUGUUUGGAGCUUUUGGAAUUUUGUUCUUUCUGGUUGCUUUCGGAACAGAAUACUGGCUUCUUGCUACAGAAGUUGGAAGGUGUUCAGAAGAUCUGAAUGACACCAGGGAAGAAAUUACCUACCACCAUGAAGGUUUUUUUUGGAGAUGCUGGUUUUCAGGGAGCAUUGAAAAUACUAACAGUAUUUGGAAAUUCUGGUACACUAACCAGGCACCUUCUAAGAACUGCACCCAUGCUUAUCUCUCUCCAUUUCCUUUCUUCCGAGAUGAACACAAUUCAACUGCCUAUGACUCAGCAAUUAUUUAUCGUGGUUUCUGGUCCAUUCUCCUACUCUUGGGAGUGGUCACGGUGGUCUUCGCUAGUUUCUUUAUCAUCUGUGCUGCACCAUUUGGCAGUCAUGUCCUCUACAAAGUGGGGGGAGGCUUUUUCAUUGCUGCUGGCAUCUUGUUCACAGUGGUGGUUGUGAUGUAUGUCAUCUGGCUCCAGGCAGUGGCUGAUCUCAACAACUAUGUGACCACAAAGAAAAUAGACUGUCCAGAUUUUACUAUCCAUGUACGCUAUGGGUGGUCUUUUAUUUUGGCUCCAGUAGGCAUAUUUUUUGCUAUGUUUUCAGGAAUGCUGUUCCUAUUGGUAGGGCGUACAAUUCACCUGCACUCGAAUUAACCCAUUUCCACUUAUUUGAAUGAUGAGAAUCAUGAUGAAGCUUCACUGGAAAUCCAUUUUCCUAUUGUAACUCUCCUUUCUAUAGAGGAGUGUUUGCUGGAUAUGCUUAGGUGACCCCACAUGGUUUUUCUUAAAGGACACAAAACUCCCUCUGAAAUACUACCUUUCGGUCUGUUCAAACUCCUUCAAAUAUUUAUGAAUUGCAUGCUAUGCUUUCCUCCUCAAACAUUAUAUUUUGCAAUUUUUAUAUUUCCUUGUUAAAAAUAAAAAACCAAACAAACCCAGCAACCAUAAAAGAAUUAGAUAAGGGACAAUUCAACAGAUAAUAUCACAAAGAAAGUACACUUGAAAUGAAGUCCCACCUCUUUCUCACUGGCAUUAAUUUCUAGAAGGAAGGAUCAGCUAUCCCAGGCUGUGGUGGUGUGAUGUCAAUAUGUACGUAAGCACCGAAGGUUCUUCAUGACUAAAUCAUUGUACCAGCCUCAGUUGGGACAAACAACCACACUGACAAAAACCUCAAUGAGGUAGGUAACCAGGAAAGCUCAAUCUAAAAAGUGAUGGAAAGUAAUAAGGGAGUGACUCCUUAACUAGGCAUUUUGAGUUUGCUACUUGAGUAGGAACAUAGCAGUUCCAGAACUUUCUUCCCAGAACUCCCUGUCACAGUCAAUAUUAAUCAUCACAGUCAACAUUAAAAUCUCUACCUUUGGUUCCAGUCUGAUAAUUCCUUUGCUCCAAGAAUUCCUGGUGACUGUAGACCUCAGACCCCUCAGACUGUUCUUCUUUUUCCUCUGUUGAUCUCCCUUUUCUCCUCAGGAGAAAGGCAACUUCUUGGGCAGAGACAGGGUCUAUAAGAAGAUGUAUCCUUACUCUCAAAAGGUAGAAAUUCUCUUUUACAAAAGGUAGAGAUUCUCUACCCUUUACUUUUACAAAAGGUAGAGAUUCUCUUACCCUUCACUUAGUUCCAUGAUUGCAGGCAGAUAAGAUUCUUUAGUUGUACUGGCACCACCACACAUUCAUCGAAUACCUUGCCCUCUAAGGAGCAGUACUUGGCUUAUGUUGUGAACGAGAAGUCUACUUUGACUUGACAAAUGGAUGGGUUUCUAUUUCCAUUCACUCACAUCUUGUUCAGAAAAUCCACACAUUUUUUGUGCUCAGAUUAGAAUGUCCACUGUGAGAGAUAAAUGACAGAGGCUUUCCCCACACAACACAACUAAAAUGGCUGGAAGACUGAAAUAGAACCAUUUUGAGGAGGAACUCCUCACAGCUUCCCCCCACCUCCCCGCAAACAUCUUGAAAACAUUUGAUUUCAACACGCUUUGAAAACGCUGAACUAGUGACUUUCCCCCCCAAGACGUUUUUAAGACACUUUCUGCUAGCUGUGUGCAGAGGAGAAAACGUUUUAUUUUUCCUGCCUGAGUUUAAAGCUGUCACUUCCAUUUUCUCUGCUGCCAUUCCUGCCAUUUUCUGUUGCUUCAGGAUUCUCCAUGCUGUCUGUCAUCUGAUGAACGUUCCCCACAGAACGUUUCCUCAACUGGCAUUGUGGCUGCCCACUUUCAGUGAUUUAAGUACAUGAAUAAACUCAAUAUUGCCUGCUAAUUAUUUACUAAUUUGCUAAUUAUAAUUAGUUACAAUGCUAUUGUGUUGUUUUUCCUUUUAAAUUUUUUUUCUGUGAGCUAUCUUUGAAGCUACGGGGCCACAAUAGGAGAAUCAGUAAUAUGAGCAGAUUUCGAGUUUCCAUACCUCUGUAGUUUGGGAGAACUGUUGUCACCAGAAAUGCUUUAUUUUCCUGUGCUUUGUGGACAAAAAAAUCCCUCCUAACAGUUCUUAUAAAUGUUUUCAAGGCAUUUUAUUUGUGUUGUGCAGAAAAAGCCAGAGAUAAACUCAGCUUUUCUUUUACAGAAAAUGAUCAAGUUUGUGAUGUGUGUAUGUGUGCCCACCUGGAUUUCUUUCAUCUGUGAGAAGCUAAGAAAUGGAGAAAUGUGUAAAGGGAUCUUCAGCCACAACUACUUGUGCUUUCCCUUAGAAGGUCACCCACAUUCCUUUUGCAGAAAUUAAUGUGGGCAUUAGAAUUUCUUCACUAGGAGAGUGAUGUGUGAAUUUGGCCCUUAUAAAGGAAAAGGAAAUGAUGGUGGAGGAAAUGUUCUAUAAAGUAUCUGAAUACGCUUUUCUCUUAGGCUGUUUCCGCAUGGGCGGAAUACAGCAUCCCAGGGAUGCUAAAAACAGCGUCCCUGGGGAGGGGUUCGCACGGUCGCCGCCGCUGCAUCGCAGCAGCAG